Euleptes europaea (tarantolino) is the source of this 3828-nucleotide messenger RNA. It is a transcript of the gene SPECC1L, whose product is annotated as sperm antigen with calponin homology and coiled-coil domains 1 like. Lineage: Eukaryota; Metazoa; Chordata; Lepidosauria; Squamata; Sphaerodactylidae. Gene Ontology annotation, biological process: actin cytoskeleton organization. Gene Ontology annotation, molecular function: protein binding. The record is from RefSeq and is a predicted model, not a curated record. Gene Ontology annotation, cellular component: microtubule organizing center; filamentous actin. Bases 117 to 3470 code for a protein of 1117 amino acids. The transcript has 16 exons.
CAGGAGGAAACGCCCCCCCCCGGCCUUCCUCCUCGGAACCGAGGAGGGGGGUCGAGGGCCGCCGCCCAGGCCUGCCUCGACUUGUUUGUAAAUGCCUGACAAACAGGUAGCCAAGAAUGAAGAAAGCAAACCGGACUGUUGGUUCAGCACCCAAAGUCCCAGGGAUAAGUAAAAUACAAACGGUAGAAAAAGUUAAGUCAGAAAACGGGUCCACAGUAUCUGUAGUAGCGAAACUUUCAAAAACUGGGACAGCAGCAGCAUUAUUGAAGACAAAGAGCAACGAUGAUCUUUUAGCUGGGAUGGCUGGUGGGGUUACUAUGAGCAACGGUGUGAAGGGAAAGAAGAGUACUUGUACUUCCGCAGCACCUCCCACUGCAGGGACCACUAUGAACAACUUGGAGAAACCCAAACCUAUUACAGGUACAAGUUCUGUAGCUAAACGUAGCACUUCUUCUGGAAAUAAGGAAUCUAGCUCUUCUCGGGAAAGAAUUCGUGACCGUUCCCGGCUGACUCAAAGUAAAAAACUGCCACUAACAGGACAAGCCAGCAAUGAUACAAUCCUUGCAAAGCGCUCCCGUAGUCGUACUAAUCCAGACUCUGAUGUUCGAAUGAGCAAGUCUAAAUCAGACAAUCAGAUCAGUGACAAAGCUGUUUUGGAAGCAAAAGUGAAAGAUCUUUUAACGUUAGCCAAAACGAAAGAUGUAGAGAUCUUACAUCUGAGGAAUGAGCUCAGAGAGAUGCGUGCUCAGCUAGGCCUUAAUGAAGAUCAGUAUGAGGGAGAUGAAAAAUCUGAAGAAAAAGAAACCAUUGCUAUCCACCAGCCAACUGAUGUAGAAUCCACAUUACUGCAUUUGCAAGAACAAAACUCUGCCAUCCGGGAGGAACUCAAUCAGUUGAAAAAUGAGAAUCGGAUGUUGAAGGAUAGGUUAAAUGCAUUGGGGUUUUCUCUGGAACAAAGGAUGGAUAACACCGAAAAACUAUUUAGCUACCAGUCCUUGAGCCCAGAAAUCGCAGCUGGAAACCACAGUGAUGGUGGGGGCACCCUUACUUCUUCAGUGGAAGGUUCUGCUCCUGGUUCAGUAGAAGAUCUUUUGAGUCAGGAUGAGAAUACCUUAAUGGACAAUCAACAUAGCAACUCCAUGGAUAAUUUGGACAGCGAGUGCAGUGAAGUUUAUCAGCCGCUCACUUCAAGUGACGAUGCCUUAGAUGCUCCAUCAUCUUCAGAGUCUGAGGGUGUGCCAAGCAUAGAAAGAUCAAGAAAGGGGAGCAGCGGCAAUGCCAGCGAGGUGUCUGUGGCUUGUUUGACAGAACGGAUACAUCAGAUGGAAGAGAACCAGCAUAGCACAGCUGAAGAACUUCAGGCAACUCUUCAGGAACUUGCAGACUUGCAGCAAAUUACUCAAGAACUGAACAGUGAAAAUGAAAGGCUUGGAGAAGAAAAGGUUAUUCUUAUGGAAUCGUUGUGCCAGCAGAGUGACAAGUUAGAACAUUUCAGUCGACAGAUGGAAUAUUUCCGAUCGCUUUUAGAUGAGCAUCAUAUUUCUUACGUUAUCGAUGAAGACAUGAAAAGUGGGCGCUAUAUGGAGCUAGAGCAACGUUACAUGGACCUUGCAGAGAAUGCACGUUUCGAAAGAGAACAGCUCCUUGGUGUCCAACAGCAUCUGAGCAACACUCUCAAAAUGGCAGAACAAGAUAACAAGGAAGCCCAGGAGAUGAUAGGAGCACUGAAGGAACGGAAUCACCAUAUGGAGCGAAUUAUUGAGUCAGAACAGAAGAGCAAGAACACUCUAGCAGCCACCUUGGAUGAGUACAAAGCCACAGUAGCUAGUGAUCAGAUUGAGAUGAACAGGCUGAAAGCUCAGUUGGAGCAUGAGAAACAGAAGGUAGCUGAACUAUAUUCCAUACACAACUCUGGUGACAAAUCAGAUAUACAAGACUUACUAGAAAGUGUCAGGCUUGACAAGGAAAAGGCAGAGACAUUAGCCAGCAGCCUGCAAGAGGAGCUAGCUCAUACACGCAAUGAUGCCAAUCGCCUGCAAGACACCAUUGCAAAGAUAGAAGAUGAAUAUAGAGCUUUCCAAGAAGAAGCUAAGAAGCAAAUUCAGGAUCUGAAUAUGACUUUAGAAAAGCUUCGGGCAGAGCUGGAAGAAAAAGAAACAGAGAGGAGUGAUAUGAAGGAAACCAUAUUUGAGUUGGAAGAUGAAGUAGAGCAGCAUCGAGCGGUAAAACUCCACGACAAUCUCAUUAUAUCGGACUUGGAGAAUACUGUAAAAAAGCUUCAAGACCAAAAGCAUGACAUGGAAAGAGAGAUCAAAACUCUGCACAGGCGGCUCAGGGAGGAGUCUGCAGAAUGGCGGCAGUUCCAAGCUGAUCUACAGACUGCUGUGGUCAUAGCAAAUGAUAUAAAAUCUGAGGCUCAGGAAGAAAUCGGGGACCUAAAGCGCAGGCUCCAUGAAGCUCAGGAGAAGAAUGAGAAGCUAACAAAAGAGUUGGAAGAAAUAAAGUCACGCAAACAGGAGGAGGAGCGUGGUCGUGUUUACAACUACAUGAACGCUGUUGAAAGGGACUUAGCAGCUCUGAGGCAAGGAAUGGGGUUGAGUCGCAGGUCAUCCACUUCUUCAGAACCAACACCCACUGUAAAAACUCUCAUCAAAUCCUUUGAUAGUGCCUCACAAGUUCCUAGUCCAGCUGCAACGACAAUACCUCGUACCCCUCUGAGCCCAAGCCCUCUGAAAACACCUCCUGCAGCUGCAGUAUCUCCGAUGCAGAGACAUUCCAUAAGUGGACCAAUAUCUACUUCUAAACCCCUCACAACUCUGUCAGACAAAAGGCCAAGUUACGCAGAAAUCCCUGUCCAAGAUCAUCUGUUGAGAACUUCCUCUACCAGCAGACCAGCUUCUUUGCCAAGAGUGCCUGCCAUGGAAAGUGCCAAAUGUAUUUCUGUGUCUCGACGGAGCAGUGAAGAAAUCAAGCGGGACAUCUCUGCUCCUGAUGGAGCAACUCCGGCCUCUCUCAUGGCCAUUGGGACAACUUCACCACAGCUGUCGCUCUCGUCUUCACCUACAGCAUCUGUCACCCCUACAACACGUAAUAGAAUAAGAGAAGAAAGGAAAGAUCCGUUGUCUGCUUUGGCAAGAGAAUACGGAGGUUCCAAGAGAAAUGCUUUAUUGAAGUGGUGUCAGAAGAAGACAGAAGGCUAUCAGAAUAUUGAUAUCACAAACUUUAGCAGCAGUUGGAACGAUGGAUUGGCUUUCUGUGCUGUUCUCCAUACUUACCUCCCAGCUCACAUUCCCUAUCAAGAGCUGAACAGUCAGGAUAAGAGGAGAAAUUUCACGCUGGCUUUCCAGGCAGCGGAAAGUGUUGGCAUCAAAUCCACUUUGGACAUUAACGAGAUGGUACGAACAGAGCGUCCGGACUGGCAAAAUGUCAUGCUGUAUGUUACAGCAAUUUACAAAUACUUUGAAACCUGAGAGCCUGAUAAUAAAGAAGAAUAUUAGGCAAAGCCGAAAUCCAACUUGAUACAGUAAUCUCGACCGGCACAGUCCACAUCCCACAGCCUCCAAUGAAACUCCUACUGACUAUUUUGAGCAGCUUUUGUGAACAAGGUUUUGUUAACAGUGCUUUUGGAAAACCCAAAUAGCUAAACUAGCUGGAUUAAAUUAUUAGCCCAGAAAUCUUGAACUUUAAGAACAGCCUUGUAUGGACCUGAAGCUCUCGUACUGUUAAGGAAGAGGAGUGAACUGAAUGGAUGCCACAGAAUACACAAGAUUUAAAUGGACAGCUGAAAGUGAGAGAUCUAUAUAAUAGAAUCAUUAAGACUUUUCUUCA